GUCCGCGAGUCCGGGGCGGCGGCCGGGGGCCCGGCGGGCGGGAGGGGCCGCGGCUGAAGGCCGGAGCCAGCCACGCCCGCGGACCGAGGCGGCCCGGCGGGGCCUGCGGGACCGGCCGCGAGGGGCGGGCCGCGAGAUGGGACGCGUGUCCGCGCCCGCUCGGCUGUCGUCCCCGCGGACGGAGAGGUGCGGUGCCCUCCGCGCGGCCUUUGCCCCGGCCGCCGAGCGCUGACACCUCUGUGUCCCACUCCGCCGCCAGCCCGGGUUCCCGCCCUCCCUGCCCUCUGUAUUCUGCCGCUUGCCAUGUGUUCGCCUUUGCAGCGUCGCUCUCGACUCUCUGAUAUCUGCUGCUACCCCUGAAUUUUGUCAGGAAAGAGGCCACGGCUAGAUUCCCAGAAAUGGGAUCUCAGGUCAGAGGGUAGUUGCCCUGUCUGAGUGUCUUGCUGCACCCUCGGUGGCAUUGAGCAGAUUGUCAAUAUUUAAACAGAGCGCAUCAUGCGUGAGUACAAGCUAGUAGUCCUUGGUUCAGGAGGCGUGGGGAAGUCUGCUCUGACAGUUCAGUUUGUUCAGGGGAUUUUUGUUGAAAAAUAUGACCCAACGAUAGAAGAUUCCUACAGAAAGCAAGUCGAGGUAGAUUGCCAACAGUGCAUGCUGGAGAUCCUGGACACUGCAGGAACCGAGCAAUUUACAGCAAUGAGGGAUUUGUAUAUGAAGAAUGGCCAAGGGUUUGCACUAGUUUAUUCAAUUACAGCUCAGUCUACGUUUAAUGAUUUACAAGACUUGAGAGAACAGAUUUUACGGGUUAAAGACACAGAAGAUGUUCCAAUGAUUUUGGUUGGCAAUAAAUGUGACUUGGAAGAUGAACGGGUAGUUGGCAAAGAACAAGGCCAGAAUUUAGCAAGACAGUGGUGUAACUGUGCCUUUUUAGAAUCUUCUGCAAAGUCAAAGAUCAACGUUAAUGAGAUAUUUUAUGACCUGGUCAGACAGAUAAAUAGAAAAACACCAGUGGAAAAGAAGAAGCCUAAAAAGAAAUCAUGUUUGCUGCUCUAGACCUGAAGUCAGCAGCAGCUCUGAGCCAGAUUACAGAAAUGAAGAACUGUUGCCUAAUUGGAAAGUGCCAGCAUUCCAGACUUCAAAAACGAAAUCUGAAGAGGCUUCUCCUGUUUUAUAUAUUAUGUGAAGAAUUUAGAUCUUAUAUUGGUUUGCACAAGUUCCCUGGAGACAAAGUUGCUCUGUGUAUAUCUCUUGGAAAUAAGACAUAGUAUUUCUCCUUUGCAAUAGCAGUUAUAACAGAUGUGAAAUAAGAUACUUGACUCUAAUACAAUUAUACAGAAGAGCAUGGAUGCAUUUCAAAUGUUAGAUGUACUACUAUAAUCAAAUGAUUUCAUAUUGACGUUUUUAUCAUGACUCCUCCCUGUCAAGCACUAAAAAAUUGAACCAUCAUACUUUAUAUCUGUAAUGAUAUAGAUUAUGAAAUCUCCUCUCAAACUCAUUGCAGCAGAUAACUUUUUUGAGUCAUUGACUUCAUUUUAUAUUUAAAAUUAUGAAAAUAUCAUCUGUCAUUAUAUUCUAAUUAAAAUUGUUUGUGCAUAAUGCUUUGGAAAAAUGGGUCUUUUAUAGGGAAAAACUGGGAUAACUGAUUUCUAUGGCUUUCAAAGCUAGAAUAUAUAAUAUACUAAACCAACUCUAAUAUUGCUUCUUGUGUUUUACUGUCAGAUUAAAUUACAGCUUUUAUGGAUGAUUAAAUUUUAGUACAUUUUCAUUUGGUUUGUGUCUUUUUGUUAUUGUUUAUUGACAUAGUCCUUUAUUUUAUAAUGACCACAUUGUUUAGAGUGCAGCAGUAGCUCUUCCUUUCUGCCUGGAUUCAGCAGAACACUUGGCUUUAAACUACCCUAACUGGUGAUCUCUCUAGGAACAGACCUCGCACUCCUGCUCUAGAUAGAGUUAUUCCUACUAUACAGUAAGAUGCACCAUGUGACAUAGAAUAGUUUUAUAUAUACUCUCUUGACCUUAAAGAUUGUAUCAUAUUGAAUAAAGUAUCCCACUCUGUAUUAUUUUUAUAUGUAAAAAGAUAAGUUCAAUACUGUAUUACCAGGGUUUGACUUUGACUAUCGCAAAUCCUACAUACACAGUUUGUAACUUCAUCCAGGGAAUCCUUGCCAUUGUUAAUUUGUUGGUGUGUGUCCACCAAUGAAGUGUUAAAUGAAAAUUUUCAAACUUGCUCUCUAGUAGAUGGAAGAACUUGAGGGAAGUGGUUGCAAGUCAGAACACAAAAAGGGACGUGUGACUUGACUGUAUGAGCAGUGUAGAGGAAUGCUGUGAAGAUGGAUACAGCAGCUUGCUGGCUGUACAGAGGUGCUUUUCUUUUCCUUCCCAGUUGCAUUUUACAAAGGUGGGGCAUAUGUAGGACAUGGAGCCAGGGCGAUACUGCUGUAUGUUCUCCAUGAAGAAAGAGAAAGCAAAUGGCCUGUUGGCCAGGUGCAUACAGGAGAAGAAAGCAGAUUGCAAGCUUAGGAAACCCUGUGCCUUGUCCCUGAAAAUCAAGGAGACCAGUCCUAGAAAGUAAAUCUUUGCUCAGGGAUCUAGAUAUGGUCUCAUUGCAACUAGGUGUGAAGGUGUUCAUGCCUUGCUGAGAUAUGCCAGGUGUGUGGACAGCCCUUUAGUUACCAAGUCAGCUUUCAAAUGUAAGAUCCAACCAACCUGAAGAAAUGUCAAAAAGUACUGUUUGAAACAUUGGAAAUUGUAUUCUUUUGAUAUUCUAAUAAACUUAGCUACUUAACA
Molecule: messenger RNA, 2781 nt
Organism: Mus musculus (house mouse)
Lineage: Eukaryota; Metazoa; Chordata; Mammalia; Rodentia; Muridae
Gene: Rap1a
Product: RAS-related protein 1a
Exons: 9
Coding region: 496-1050 (184 amino acids)
Biological process (GO): positive regulation of phagocytosis; nerve growth factor signaling pathway; positive regulation of neuron projection development
Cellular component (GO): membrane; phagocytic vesicle; glutamatergic synapse
Molecular function (GO): GTPase activity; G protein activity; guanyl-nucleotide exchange factor activity
Source: RefSeq, a predicted model, not a curated record